Suillus subalutaceus is the source of this 1357-nucleotide messenger RNA. Its product is annotated as kinase-like domain-containing protein. Lineage: Eukaryota; Fungi; Basidiomycota; Agaricomycetes; Boletales; Suillaceae. Gene Ontology annotation, molecular function: ATP binding; protein kinase activity. The transcript is spliced from 13 exons. The coding region runs from base 101 to 1357 and encodes 418 amino acids. Gene Ontology annotation, biological process: protein phosphorylation. The record is from RefSeq and is a predicted model, not a curated record.
CAGGCGCUUUGUAAAUUUAGUUGGUGGGUAUGGGGGCUUCACAAUUCUAUUUAAUAGCGCAACGCAGACUUCCAUUUGCACUAAUAGAAAGCUCAUUACCAUGGGUUGUUGCGCGUCAUUAUUUCAAAAGCCCCAACGGCAGACUCAGAUUAUCGAAAAUGCCAAUGGCAAUUCUGUAGACAACACUGCCGCCUCCGCAAAUUCCACAACCCGCCCGUCAACGAUAAUCACACCCAGAGUUGUACCAGUGCCGGUAUCCAAUAUCACUACUCCGCAUCCAGAUGCAUCAUUUCAAACAUCUGCACCACAUGUCCAGGUGCAGUUCGAUCUUCCUAUACCAUCCAAGACUGUCCAUGAAAAUCUUGCACCUGGAGCGGUGACUAUACCACAGUCGGUUACCCCUGGUACAAAUGAAGUACAGCCAGUGGCCUUCGAUGCGGACCCAUUUGCCAUUCCGUCUACUGCCAUCAGGAAGCAAUUAGAUCAUGCUACGUCAUCCGGUGGCUUGGGCGAUAUCUGGAGGUGCUCAAUGAUCAUCGAUCCGGCAACCUCUACUGAGGUUGCUGUCAAAACUAUAAGGAUAGCGGACAUACGCAAUGAACAAGCCGUAAAAAAAGCGAAAAGGAGACUUCGCCGCGAAGUAGCCGUAUGGAUCAAACUGAGGCAUGCGCAUGUUCUCAUUCUCUACGGCACGGUCUCCGGUUUUGGUCAACUACCUGCUCUUGUUUCUAAAUGGAUGCAUAAUGGGGCACUUGAUGGCUACCUGGAGCGCACGAGCCUCACCAUGGAACAGAAACUGAAGCUGUUGAAACAGGUGGUGGAUGGCUUGAGAUAUCUUCAUGAACAGGGAGUAAUUCACGGGGACCUGACCAGUACAAACGUUGUGAUCGACCGGGAUGGCAAUGCAUUUUUGGCAGAUUUCGGUCUCUCCGUGGCUCUCGCAGAGAGUGACAGAUCGUACUACAACACAUAUUCGAGUGGCGCUAUCCGGUGGUUAGCGCCUGAAUUGAUUGGCUCACCGGAUCCAGAAAGCAAUCCGGAUGACGAUGACAGCGAUGCUGACUUACCGAAACCGAACAGUCAGAGCGAUAUAUUUUCGCUCGGUUGCAUCAUGCUACAGGUCUUCUCGGGUAGACCUCCCUUCUGGUGGCUUAAAAAUGUUCGGCAGAUAUUCACUGCUCAGUCUAAGCGCGUAGAGCCAUAUCGGGUCGAACCCAAUGUGUCUGUUAGCAACCAGCAUUUGGAUUUCCUGCGGAAAUGUUGGUCAGCUAAGCCUGAGGCUCGUCCUUCCACUGGUGAUGCUGCUUCCUUUGUGGAAGACGAACUGGCAAGGGUCCCCUCUCCCCUGUCCGACUAG